GAGAGGCGGACUACGGAGGCCGGCGGGGGUCAGGGCGGGCGCGGAGCGGCGGCACCGGCAGUGGCAUCGGUCAUCGGUGGCUACCAUGGAGUACGUGACCGCCGAGCAGCUGGCCGGCUUCAGCAAGUACAAGUACAGUGCCGUGGACAGCAACCCCCUAUCUCUCUACGUCAUGCAUCCCUUCUGGAACACCAUAGUGAAGAUCUUCCCUACCUGGCUGGCCCCAAAUUUGAUAACGUUUUCUGGCUUCCUGCUACUUGUCUUCAACUUCUUCCUCAUGGCAUACUUCGACCCUGACUUUUAUGCUUCUGCUCCUGAUCACCAGCACGUUCCCAAUGGAGUGUGGGUCGUUGUGGGGCUCCUCAACUUCAUUGCCUAUACAUUAGAUGGUGUUGAUGGGAAGCAAGCUCGCAGGACCAACUCCAGCACACCCCUGGGAGAGCUCUUUGACCACGGCCUGGACAGCUGGGCCUGUGUCUAUUUCGUUGUGACAGUUUACUCCACCUUCGGACGUGGCUCCACCGGCGUCAGUGUCUUCGUCCUCUACCUCCUCUUGUGGGUGGUCUUGUUUUCAUUCAUCCUCUCCCACUGGGAGAAGUAUAACACAGGGAUCCUCUUCCUGCCCUGGGGAUAUGACAUCAGCCAGGUGACCAUUUCAAUUGUCUACAUAGUGACAUCCAUUGUGGGAGUUGAGGCCUGGUAUGCACCUUUCCUGUUUAAUUUCUUAUAUAGAGACCUAUUCACUGCAAUGAUUAUUGCUUGUGCACUCACUGUAACGCUGCCCAUGAGCCUCUACAACUUCUACAAGGCCCAUAAAAACAAGACCUUGAAGCACCACUCAGUGUAUGAAAUCAUGUUGCCACUGGUGUCCCCAGUGUUGCUCUUCCUGCUCUGCACCACCUGGAUCUUCGUGUCCCCAACAGACAUCCUGGAGGUCCAUCCCAGGCUCUUCUAUUUCAUGGUUGGAACAGCCUUUGCUAACAUUUCUUGCCAGCUGAUCGUCUGUCAGAUGAGCAGCACUCGCUGCCAGCCGCUCAACUGGAUGCUGCUGCCCAUCGCGGCCGUGCUGCUGCUGGUGGUGUCUGGCCUGGUGCCCAGCAGUGAAGCCCUCCUGCUCUACUUGUUAACUGCCUUCCUCACCCUGGCACACAUCCACUACGGAGUGGUUGUGGUGAGCCAGCUGAGCAGACACUUCAAUAUACGUCCCUUCUCGCUAAAGAAGCCCACGCCGGAUUGACUAGGAGAGGAGGAAGAGAAGCUCAGCCUGCAGCCUGCAGAAGAACUGUAAAUAACUGCUGCAAACACCUGUAAAUACUUCAGCCAUCACCACGGAUCCAAACCCAUCCUCUGGACAGACAGCAGGGCCAAGGACACACGGUAUCUGCCGCAGCCGGGGCAGGACUGGUACGGGGCAGCCCCCGCUGGUGCAAGCUCUUUUGGUUCGGGGUGGAACUGGACAAAGGGAGUAGCCUUUUGGGUCACCAUUACUGUACAUUAGACCAGCUGAAUGUUCCCAGUCAAACCUCAGCCUCCAGCUCUUGCUCAGGUGAAGCUGGCUGGGGAGGGAUGCAAGUGGUUUUACCUAAGCAAAACAUCUUGACCCCUCUCACCAAACGCAGCCUAAGAGCUGAUUCCUACACAGCCUUGGGGGGAGGAUGCUGCGGUCCUCGGGGGAGUUCCUGUCUGUCCCUCAUCCUGAUGGACAGCUCUUGUGUUCUCCCACCUUCUGUCCUGCCUUCCUGCAUCCACCUCUUUGGGCAAAACUUGCACCUUCUUCUUAAGAGCUGAGAAAGGACACACAAAGCUUCUGGUAAUGUUCUGCUUGGGGGUGAGGGCUUUGAAAAUGAAGGCUCAGUCUCUUGUAAAAGUCAGAAGGUGGCUUCUGCCUUCCCCCCGCCACAUGUCACCCACAUUCCUGUUUGUCCAUGUGCAUUUUCCACUUGGGAGUGGGAUCUGGGCUCUGCCCAGCAGCAGAAAGUGGCUUCCAGCAGCCUAGCUCUCCCCCUUUCCCUACCAGAACCAGCAUGCUGCUCCAGCUGGGCUCUGCAGGACCACUCUGCGCUGCCUCAGCCUCCUCUUUGCUAGCAGCACAUCCAGGCCCAUCCAUUGCCCUUGCUACCAGACCAUCCAGGGCAGCAAACCCACCACUCAAAGCAGCACCUUAAUCAGUGUUAUGUUGGUUGUAUGUGUGUGCUUUCAGAAGGCUCACAGGUGUGUCUCUGUGUGUGUGUGUGUCUUGGGAGGCAGGGUGGGAAUGUCUUUUCCAAACACCAGGUUGCAUUCAGAAGGGUUCUCCCCAGCUGCUGCAUGGCUCACCCAGGGCUGUAUUUGUUUACUGUCCAUUUGUACAAGACCUGUUCUCAUUGCUUGAUUUUUUAUGUUUAAUUUCUUAUGGGUUUUUUUUUGUCACUGAGUCAGAGUGAGGGUGGUGAAGACCUGAAUGCUGAGUUUUUUUAUCUUUUCUCCUCACUUGGUUUAAUGAAGAUCUUGUGCUUGAAUGAAGAGUGUAGCUUAAAGCCAGGCUCUGGAAAGGCUGCAUCCGGAAGUGAACAAGCACAGCAGGUUGUCCAUAUGUAAACCUACCGUGGGAUCAAAGUUGCUUAUCCACUGAUUGUCCUGCAACGUGCUUCAUAGAAGCUUGGUCACAAGAGUUCUCCUUCUGCAAGUGAAGUCUCCUGCUUUAGGAAGCCUUCAGGCAGUUACUGCUAUUUAAUGCUUUUCCUAUUGUAAAAUCAUUGUCUGUGAGACUUGAAAUCCCAAGGCAAGCUCAUGGGGUGGGUGUGUGGGUGGGACAUGACUUUGGGUUGGCUUUGCCACAGUAUGUCCUGUGAGGAGCCAGCUGAAUGUCUGCAUGGCUGGGCAGAGUGGUAAAGCCAGGAGAGGAGGGGCAGAGUGGUAAAGCCAGGAGAGGAGGGGCAGAGUGGUAAAGCCAGGGGAGGAGGGGCAGAGUGGUAAAGCCUGGAGAGGAGGGGCAGAAUGGUAAAGCCUGGAGAGGAGGGGCAGAGUGGUAAAGCCAGGGGAGGAGGGGCAGAGUGGUAAAGCCAGGGGAGGAGGGGCAGAGUGGUAAAGCCAGGGGAGGAGGGGCAGAGUGGUAAAGCCAGGGGAGGAGAGGCAAAUGCUUCCCAGAGUUGACUUAAUAAAGUAGUUUACUCAUGAUGUAUUUUACUGACAUAGAGGGGAAAAACAAAUCCCCAACAACCCAAGUGUACAAACUGUGGAAUCACAGAAUCAUUUUGGUUGCAAAAGACCUCUGAGAUAGAGUCCCAGACAUUAACCCAGCCCUGCCAGGUCACCACUAAACCAUGUCCUUCAGCACCACAUCUACACACCUUUAAAACCCUUCCAGGGAUAGGGACUCCACACUCCUGUGGGGGUUCCAGGGCUUGACAACCAUUUCCAUGAUGAAAUUGUUCCUUGUGUCCAACCUAAACCUCUUGUUUAGGCACAGCUUGUGGACAUCUCAUGGAGUCAACCAGGUUGGAAGAGACCUCCAAGAUCAUCCAGUCCAAGCUAGCACCCAGCCCUGUUAACCUAUUGUUUGUUCCUUGGAAGAAAGGAGUGACCCUGAAGAGGUCAAUGCUGUGCUUCAAUUUUGGACUCUUGCUAUUUAAUGGAGUAGAAUAAUUAUGGAGGGAGGUAAAAUUAAGUUGCACUCACACAAGGUUACAGGGAAGCUUAAAGUGGGACCUGACCACAUCCAUGGGACGUUUUCAGGUACCAAAGUGUGCUGGCAGCAUUGACAAGGAGCAGAGGUUGGAUGAUUUGCUUUCUAGUGAUGGAAUCAUCAACCCACAGAAUGGUUUGGGUGGGAAGGGACCUUUGAAGAUCAUGUAGUCCAUCCUCCCCUUCAGUGAGCCAGGGCAUCUUCUGCUAGAUCAGGGCAUUGCUGUGUUUGGUGGACAAGAGAAUACCUGAGCUAUUCCUUCAGGCUUUCAGCUGAGCUCUGGGGUCCUCUCCCAUCUCUUCCCACCAGCAAUGCUGGGCCCUGAGAACUGGGUCAGUACUGAGGCUGGGAGAAGUUGUCUGAUCUUUCCUCUUAGGAUGUCACUUUGUGUCCAUGUUGUUUGUCUGAUGUCUGACCCAUCUGGGAGCUGACUUGCUUCUGCAGCACCUCAUAUACCCUCAAACCCCUCUUGGUGAAGUGACAGACGUGGAAGCAGGGCUCCUGCUCUAAGGUCCUGUGCAAAUAUUUGUGCUGUAGGAGAAACAUCUCUCUUUCAAAGUGGAACUGCUUCCUGUCUGCACAAGCUUUGUCUCUGGAGAGUCUUGGAUUUUUGGUGCCUUAAUUUAUUGCACCUUGGUGAAGUGAAAAAAAAUAAUCUCCUUAAACCAGAGCUGGAGGCAGAGGAAGGAGAGAGCACAACUGAUCUCAGGACACAGGUGGCUCUGCUCCUGACUUCUGCUGCUGUGAAGCUGUGUGUGAGGGUUGUCUCUGGGCUGUUAGAAGGUGAUUUCUGCUCUCACCUUCUGUGAGGGGCAUGGAAACAAACAGCCCAAAGCAUCUUGCCCUGGUGGCAUGUGACAUGCUGAGAAACAAACCAUUUAUUAAUGACAAUGGGUUGAAGUCUCAAGAAUAAAUGUGUUCCUCUUGGCUGGCAGUGUCUGAGGGUGGUUGUGUCUUGGUGUGGUUGCUUGCUGUGCUGGUUAGACUGUGUAGGAGCAGUGGGAUGUGCUCCUGAGGAUGGGAGAGGGUUGGGUGGCCAAGAAGGCCAAUGGUCACCUGGGAUGGAUUAAGGUGAGUGUGACCAGCAGGUUAAGAGAAUUUCUUCUCUCCUACUCUGCCCCAGUGAGGCUAUGUCUGGAGUACUGGGUCUGGUUCUGAGUUCAAGAGAGACAGGGAGAGAGUGCAGCAGAGGCUACAAAGAUUAUAAAACCAUAGAAUGAUUUAGGUUGGAAAGGACCUCAAAGCUCAUCCAGAUCCAACCCCUUGCUAUAGGCAGGGACACCUCCCACUAGAGCAGGUUGCUCAAGACUUCAUCCAACCUGGCCUUCAACACCUCCAGGGAGGGAGCAGCCACAGCCUCCCUGUGCAACCUGUGCCAGUGUCUCACCACCCUCACUGUAAAGACUUCUUCCUAACAUCUAGUUUGAAUCUCCUCUCUGCCAGUUCAAAUCCAUUACUCCUCAUCCUGUCAUUACAAGACCUUGUCAGUAGUCCCUCCCCAGCCUUCCUGUAGGUCCCCUUCAGAUACUGGAAGGCCACUCCAAGGUCUUCUUGAAGCCUUCUCUUCUCCAGGCUGAAAAGCCGCAACUCUUGUAGCCUGUCCUUAUGGCAGAGCUGCUGCAGUCCUCUGAGCGUCUUCAUGGCCCUCCUCUAGACUCAUUCCAACAAUUCCAUGUCCUCCCUGUGUUGUGUUGGAGGCUCCAGAACUGCACACAGUACUCCAGGUGGGGUCUGAUGAGAGCAGAGUGAAGAUGUUGAAGGGACUGGAGCAUCUCUGUGAGGAGAAAAGGCUGAGAGAUGUGGGGCUGUUUAGCCUGGAGAAGAAGAGACCAAGCUGCCCAGAGAGGUUGUGGAGUCUCCCUCUCUGGAGAAGAUUCCAAACCCAGCUGGAUGCAAUCCUAGGCAACCCACUCGAGGUGUCCCUGCUUGAUGAAGGGGUUUGGAUGAGAUGAUUCCCAGAGGUCCCCUGGAUGCAAUCCUGGGCAACCCACUCGAGGUGUUCCUGCUUGAAGAAGGGGAUUGGAUGAGAUGAUUCCCAGAGGUCCUCCUCAGCCCCUUCCACGAUGGGAUUCUGUGCUACAGGCUGAGUAGGAUGCACACUUGUUCCUCAGCUCCUCCUGCCCUCUGGUUGAGAGCUCAUCUGUGGUGUUUCUUUUCCAGGGGUAGUGUUGAUCAUACUUCCUUAGCUCCUGAUGGACCUGCUGAGUUGAUGACAGGGAGUGUCUUGGUUUGUUCUCUAAUCCAUUUUGCACAUUUUAUGUCACUACAGAGUACUACCAGGAAAAAAAAAGAACCCAACUUGUUCAGGGCUGAGUACAGUUCUUCAUGACCCACUGGGACCUCAGUCUCCUGGCUGUGGGCUCCAGGCAGAUGCUUGUGCUGUGACAAGAGGUAACUGAUGCUGCCAGACCAGCUCCUCCAGGUCCUCACCAUGCUGUGGCCCAUCAGCCUUCACUCUAAGGCAGCUGCUUUUGGGGGGAGUUUGGAGCACACCAACCUGUCAGCACAGGACCUGGGUAGCUGAGGUGGAGGAGCAGCUUUGCUUGCAGCCUGUUUCAUCUCUGUCUUGUGGUUCAUAGCUGGAGGUUUGGGCUACUGCAGGAAUUUAGAAACAGAUGUGAGGCUGAAGUGCAGGUUCUGGGGUAUCCUGGGGCUUGGGUCGAAGUGGCUGUGGCACUAAAAGCAGCAGUUUACAGGUAUGAGCCCUGCAGCUGACCUGUGGGUGCAGGAGGGGAAGUCCAACCCAGCAUCCACAUGCGGCACUUACAGCUCAUUCCUCCCCCCCAGUGCCACAAAGGACCCCUCUGAGGUCAGUCACUGUGGGCUUGGCAGCAGUUUCUCCUUGUAAACAUCAGCCCCCUGAUCCAGAUGGCUUUGCUAGAGCCUGAGGAGCAGAAUGUUGGACACAUGAGCUCCUAAAGCUCUGGAAACAUACAUUUAAGCUCCUUAAAUAGAGCUGGCCUGGUGUUACCUCCUGGGUGAGUUGAGUACUUACAGUUUGUAGUCUGAGAGCUGUUUUGAUCUCAGUCAGAACUCUUCUCCUCUGAGGGCAUCUUGUGAUAGACCUGGAAGGGCUAACGUGGUUGUAAACUUGGCUCAUCCUCCUGCCCACCUAUUCCACCUCACUGUGCUGUGUUGAAGCAGUGCCCGAGGUGGUGUGGGGGCUGCUUUUGGUAGGAGCUGGUGGCUACUAUGCUGCCUGCUUCUGGAGGUCACUGAUGUUUGUAGAAGACCCAUUGGUCCAUCCAGGUGUGGUCCAUCCAGAGGCUGGUCUCUUAAGAGGCUAGGCUGGUCUCAAGGAGCUGCUGCUCCAGGAGCGAAGGUUCUUGGUGAAACUCGCUGCUCCAAGGUGCCACUGGCAUCUGUGGUGGCCUUUUGGUGGGAGCUGGUGCUGUGCUUCAAGCUAGAGACCUCAUUGAUCAACAUCUUCCACCCUGCUGCCCUCUGUGGUGUCUCAGGCUGACCCUCAAGCUGAAGCAGAGGGUGGGUUUGGUGGUGGUCCAUGUUGUAUUUAAUGCCAGCCCCUCUGGAAGAGGAAGAUGGUGAGUCCCAGGCUGGUCUUCUGUGUGAGUGCUGAGUCACUUUCUCCUCCAGCUGUAACCUGCACCUGAAGGCAAAGCAGGGCAGAGCAUCAAACCCGGCCCACAGAGGCAGGGUGAGAUGGGGCAUUUCAGACUCAACUUUGACAUCUGAGUGCUUUUGCAAAGCCCCUGCUCUUGGGGCUCCUGUCAGUGGGAGCACAGGGAACUUGGAAGGUCUGUGUCUGUGUGGAUGUGUAGUUCUUCUGGGCAAGGUGGGGAAGGGGUUGCUGAUGCUGCCUCAUCUUCCUGGAAACAAGCUUGGAGGCACUAACUGGGCUGCAGCCCAAUCUUCUGCCACCAACCUCCUGAGCAGUGAGGCUGCAGAGACAAUGCUCUCUGAUGGACCUGCAGCUGUGGGGGGCUAUGGAAUGGUGCAAGAAAAGUCACAUUUAGCGCUCCUGAGGGGGGAGUUGGCUCUGUACCUUCCCCACUAAGCCUUUUAGAGGAGCUGCUGUCAGCAGGAUCCUGGCUCUCCUGGGCUUCAGGGUGCUCUGCUCAGCUCCCCACUGGAGCUGAGUGAGCUUAGACCCUCUGCAUGAAGUUGCUCCUUGCAAGGCUCAGAUGAAGCAGCUGUCCCAGCAGUGCCACGAUGCCAGGGCUCACAUCCCUGAGCCCUGUUGCUGGGAGUUUUGGUACUACAGUAGGUUUGAGUUCCAGGCUAUUCGAUGCUGUUACUGAAAUGGGUUUUAUUUUGUUUCUUCUGUGUUGAAACCAAACUAUUCAAAGUUCAGUGAAGAAUAAAAUUUUCCAAGCCUUUUAA
Molecule: messenger RNA, 8005 nt
Organism: Pogoniulus pusillus (Red-fronted tinkerbird)
Lineage: Eukaryota; Metazoa; Chordata; Aves; Piciformes; Lybiidae
Gene: SELENOI
Product: selenoprotein I
Exons: 10
Biological process (GO): phosphatidylethanolamine biosynthetic process
Cellular component (GO): Golgi apparatus; endoplasmic reticulum membrane
Molecular function (GO): ethanolaminephosphotransferase activity
Source: RefSeq, a predicted model, not a curated record